GGCGUAACUCUUGAUAAUAUUUGACAUUAGACAUCGUAGCAUUACCAUUGCUCGCCUCGUGGUUGUCAGUAGUUUCCUGUCGUACCGCGCACCACUGCUCUAAACCUACAGUUUUCCAGCGCGUGCUGCCGCGACAUCCGAAUUCGCUCACUUUCCGCAUCUCAAUGGUACUGGCUGAGCUGCCGGAAGGGCCGCCGACAGGGGUUUGUGCGACAUGAAGGAACUAUUUUGGAAACCUCGUGGGCUUUGCAAGAUACUCUUGUUCAUGCUUUUGAUCCAAACCUCAAGCGCACGUGGCUCAAAUGCAGACGAAAAGGAUUGCUGCCAUGAGAGCAGGGCUCUUUCAUCUUGGUUUGACUCUUGGUCUAUCUAUCCAUCCAGUUCUUCGUGGUCCAUAGACAGCAGCAUACCUAUGAUAACAGAUUUCGGGGACUCUAGUCGUCAGGAACGUGGUAAACACAAAUACAAGAAAAAAUACCGUCGUUACCUACUGCCGCUACUACUGGCUUACAAGUUAAAGUUCUUCACUCUAAUACCAGUGAUGAUUGGUGGAUUGAUAUUGCUGACAGGAGCCACUGGGAUGGCAGGAUUCUUCUUCGCACUGUUCGCUGCUGUUAUGGGGCUGAAAUCAGGAGGUCAUCAACGGGAGCUAUGAUCGAUUAGAAAAGCAGGGUUAUUGGAAUGUGCUUUAAAUGAGAGGAAGACGUGACUUUUCGCAGGCAUAAUUGAAUUUGAGGAUUCUCGGUCAGUUUAAAAGGACAUUAAAAAUUAUGUUUUCGUGUGUUGCUUACUAACCAUCUCCAUAUACGCUUUAUCUGGUUAGCAACGACAACACAAUUUUGUCAUCGAUUCAUUAAGAAAAUGAUAGCUACAAAAAUGGGAGAAAAUCUGUAAGUUUCAGGUACGAUGCUUAAAAUUUAGAUUACAUCUAUACCAUUUACACUGAUCAGAUAAAAAUAAUAUUAGCAUCAUUUGAGCCUUUUGCUUGAAAUACAUUUUUAAAACUCGAAUUCACACAAAAAAUAGAAGAUAAUAAUUCGUGCUUCUGUUGUCUUAGAAGCAGUAUCAAAAUGUGAACUCUCGACGACUGACAUACACAAAAGCGAUAAACAGAGGCGUCGCUCCAAAAAACACUUUGAGUGACCAAGAAUCCAUAAACACAUUUACACCUAUUUUGUCACACCACUCCAAUAGCAUUUUGUGGUAUUUGUGAAUAUGCUGCUAUUGUCGGCUAGUACAUUGUAAAAGUUGGAUUUGUAAUCUAUAUUAUUUCCAAAGAAGCCUGGUAGACGAAAUUGUUUUACAUAUUGGAACAAUAGAAUAACUUCUACUUCAACAAGCAUUGUCUGCGUGGUAGUUUAUGAUCUCGGCGUGUCCACUUUAAAUUUGAUUUUGAAAAAAACUGACACUUGUAUUAAACGUUGUACUAAAAUGUUGUUUAAGUCAUAGUCUUAUAUACAAUUUCCAAUUAUUUCUGAGCUUGUAAAUCUACCCAGCAAACAUGUUGGUUUUAAAAUUGCAUCUUGGAUUAGGUAUCGGCAUGAAUAACUGAUAUUUGCUGAAGUAUAUUUGGUCAAUAUGCCAAAGAAGAAAUAACAGUUGUUUAUGAAUUUACGUCUCGCAUACGAUCUUAGUGCGACUAAGAUAGUGAAUACUUUAUUCAUUGUAUCGAUUUUUGUGUCUUUAUAGAUGCACUGAUGUUCUAAAUAUUUAUAAACCAUAUCCAUCGUAUCUAUUUUAAAUCUAAUUAGAGAAACCAUUUCUUGUUUGAUCAUGAGCAAGCGGCACUUGGAUAUUACACAUUCCUUGGUAUUACUGACGAAGGAACAUGAACUCCUUCAGUAAAUCAAACCUUAAAAAUAAUCGAUUGUAUAUAUAUUUUAAUGUUUACCUAUUUAUUCAUUAUUUAACUGUGUUUGUAGCUUUAUAUAGAAGAUAGGAAUCUUACCAUAGUGCAACCUCGGGUCAUUUGCUGUAAUGUCAUUAUUAUGUAGAAUAGCAAGAUUUCUAUUUAAUAAUAAAGUCAUACAUUUUAUCACACACGACUUGAGUCUAACUGUUGUAGCGGCACAUCCAUAUAGCCCAGUUAUUUUUGGUUUCAGUACAGAAGAACACUGCCAGGCUUAGUGCAUACUUGUGUAGAGACUUAAACAUGGUAAAUAUUAUAAAUUUACUUCUAAACCAUCUCGGGUGAAUGUUGCUGUUUGUAGUUACGUUUGACUACCAACUCACAACGAUUUGGUAAGCUGUUGCAUUUGAGAUGACCCAGAGAAGCCUUAGGAUGUCCAAGUUAAAUUAAAAAAACGUAUAGAUCAACUUGCCACGCAAAGGGCUUCAGUGGAUGAGUCAUCAAGCUGUUUCUGCAAGAGCUGGAACGAGAAUUGAGCCACGUUGUAGUUAUCUCGUGGAAGUAAUCCAAAGGCAAAUAUUAUAUUCAAAGUCCGAGAAAUGUCGCUGUCUGGAAGAAAAAUCGUCGCAAAAUAAAAGAAAUUGAACCUGAUAUGCCUAAUGAGAUUAUGCAAAAAGCGGCAAGCAUAUUACGAGUAACGGAACGAUGCAGUCUUCGAAAAAUAAAGUGCGCACAUCUGGUGCAAUGGUUUCAAUAGAUACGUUCUUCGUAGAAUGUGUUGUAUUUUUUCAAGUUGAAAGGGAUAAAUUUUCUCACGAACGCUGUGUACAAAAUUCCGAUUGAUCCAAGUCGGACCCUCGCCAUAAAGAGAAGGUGGAAAUGGCGCAUUUUAGGGCAUGUGCCCAUUGAAUCUUCUUUCUUUCCUAGGAAUAUUUAUUAUAAGAACCCAUAUAUUGCUCAAGUGGUCCGAUUAAAAAAAUUGCGAAGAAUCAAUCAGUCAGAAAGGAUUAUUAGCAAUGUUGUCUGUUGUUGGUGUUGUUGGUGUUUAUGAGUUAGCAAUCAUUUUAUUUUAUUACCUCUGCACUUUCUUGGUGGUUCACCUUAAAUAAAGAUUCGGCUACUAGUAUAUUGUAUUGAACUGUCAAUUUUCACAUGCUCAGUGGACAAGACCAUAACGGUAUUUCUUUCAUAACUCCAGCAAGCCAAUCAUCAUGGAAAGGGUAAAACGUGGUUGAGCUUUGUUUAAGAUAUAGUCCACAACAAAUCAGAUUUGUUACGCCAGUAAAAAUUGUUUGCUAUUUUUGAGCGACAAAAGUCCUUAGUAAGCUUUGAAUUAAUCGUUUAUGCUACACUGGAAUUUCAAUUUUUUAUUAGAAGAGGUACGGGCUUGGAGAGAACCUAUUCAGGACAUUUUUUAUUGAAAAUUUACUCAGGGCCCCCUCCAGAAACGUGAACAUCAAAUAAAAUCUAAUGAUAGAAUUUUUCCGAGGUAAUGGUUUAUUUUUCUCUUGAGAUGAACAUUUAUUAAUAAAUUGUAGAUGUCUCCCUAAAAACGACAUAAGUACCUUUUUCUUAUGACAUUCCAAUAAUGCAAUUGGUCGAAUUUGUAUGACCUACACAUUAGUUAAACGCAUUGUGUAAUUAUGUGAUAAACUUGUAAGAUUCGUUUUUAUAAACAGGCUCAACAAUAUUUUGCCCAGAAUAUUAUUCCAAUAUAUCCUAACUAAACGACUACAGUGUGAUUGAUUCAUUGCUUCGACUAUCAUGUAUUCAAUUAGUCUACAAGCGGUUUCACUAGAUGAAGACUCAAUUUCCAAUGGGGUGUAGCCGCCAAAAGAAUAGUAGUCGAAAGCUUGUUCAGUACGACAAAAAUAAGUAAUAUCUCCUUCACCAUGGAAAUUAGUUUAAGCAGCUUAUCAGUCAAUUCAGUCUUGUCAUUUCAGUUCCUUAUUUCAAGACCCGUUGCGGUUGUUCUAGGUUAUAGUCAAAAUUAAGCUGUAGAAUUCUAAUUUCUUCUUUUAGAAAUGAAAUGACGUCAAAAAAGUAAUUGUUGUUCUGGCUGCCGAAGAUACUUCAAAUAAGGAUUGUGAUCUACUUUUGACACCGUAGUGUCUGAGCUCAUCCUAGUAAAAGAAGUAACUGCUAUUGGUUAGCUCACAAAUCAUUCUUGCAGACUGGAGCUAAAAGGGUGCCGACAGAUAGACCAAAAUCCAUUCUACUGCUCUUUUUAUAUUAUCGUUCCUACGCUAACUGUAGUAUCAGACGUAAUUAUUGAUUACCCAUUAUAUAAAUAGGCCGCUAUGAACGCGCCACUAACCAAGAAUCGCUUAUUCACAG
Molecule: messenger RNA, 4186 nt
Organism: Acanthoscelides obtectus
Lineage: Eukaryota; Metazoa; Arthropoda; Insecta; Coleoptera; Chrysomelidae
Source: the annotation of a GenBank genome assembly